CAAAGUCUCCUGUAGCCUUCCUCCUUCUGCUUGGAGACACAAGGGUCCCAGCGGGUGGGGGGGCUGGAAGGCGCGAGGUUAAGAACGAUGCAGAGGAAGCGGUGACCAACGUGAGAGUGAGGAAGUCGGCCGCCCUCGUCCGGGGCAGGAGGUGGCCGGCUGACCCUGUGUGACUCCGGGGGGCUGAACCGGGCUCCAGGUGACCAUGUCAGGUCGCUCGGAGUCCAGCUGAGUCCAGAAAGGAAGAGCUUUCUAACGGCCCCGUGGGUCUUUCUCGAAGUUCCGCCGGUGGAGGUGGGGAGGAGAAAGAGGAGUGACCUGUUCUGGAACAUGGCAGAACCCAGGGAGAGUUUAUUUCUGGUUCUUUUUCCGGAGCGUUGACCGGAGGGCCCGGGCGUGGGCUCCCCCGGUUUCAAGGCCAGGCGAUCUGGCUGGCGAAGGGCACCCCUUGAUGGUGCCCGUGUGAUGCUGUCUUCUGCCUGUCUCCCCUCACCCCCCACCGCCACCCACCCACGAGGUAAGCGCCACCAGACACGAGUCUUCGCACGCUUCACUGUCUGUGGCAUCCCCACACCUAGCCGGGCGCCUGGCACACCACCGAGCUUUGUCACAUUCAUCGAAUAAAGGCCACAGCUUCCGGUGGCCGAGCUGGAAUGCAACCUCAAUAUUGUCACCCUCCAGAAAUAGCUGUCUGUAAACAUAACAGCCCAGGGGCACGUCUGUCGAGUCAGGAUCUUCACCCACAAAAGCCGACCAGCCCAUCCUGCUUUGCCUGGAACGUUCUGGAAGCCCCGCCUCACGGGAUACCCCCAAGCUGGAUGACUGGUCUCCCUGCAUUGGGGAUCCCGAGGUGGGUCUUUACGUCGACCCACCUUGCGGAUGAGGACAUUGCUCCCUGGCCCCGGGAUCUGGCUCCGCGUCUGCCGGGUGUUCCUAGCUGUGCCCUGGGACCGAUUGGCCAAGGACCCCGCUGGAGAGCUUUGGACACCCUAACAGUGAACGAGAAUGGGGGACAAGGAUUACAACACCUCCUUCUCCUACGACGAGGAGUACUCGGAUGAUUUUGAACCCAUCGUGGUUUUGGAGGAGUCUUCUCCCCUGGAAGGCAAGGUGACCAGGAUCUUCCUGGUGGCGGUCUACAGCAUUGUCUGCUUCCUCGGGAUCCUGGGCAACGGGCUGGUGAUCGUCAUCGCCACCUUCAAGAUGAAGAGGACUGUGAACACCGUCUGGUUCCUCAACCUGGCCGUGGCGGACUUCCUGUUCAACGUCUUCCUCCCGAUCCACAUUGCCUACACCGCCAUGGACUACCACUGGGUCUUCGGCACGGCCAUGUGCAAGAUCAGCAACUUCCUGCUCAUCCACAACAUGUACACCAGCGUCUUCCUGCUGACCGUCAUCAGCUUCGACCGCUGCAUCUCCGUGCUCCUUCCCGUCUGGUCCCAGAACCACCGCGGCGUGAGGCUGGCCUGCAUGGCCUGCGUGGUUAUCUGGGUCCUGGCUUUCUUCCUGAGCUCUCCGUCCCUCGUCUUCCGGGACACGGCCCACGUGCACGGGAAAACGUCCUGCUUUAACAACUUCAGCCUGUCCGCGGCCGGCUCUGCCCCGUGGCUCGCUCGCUCCGGGCUGGACCCCGCGGGCCUCAGCCGCCACGUGGUGGUGACGGUCACCCGCUUCCUCUGUGGCUUCCUGGUCCCCGUGCUCAUCAUCACGGCCUGCUACUUCACCAUCGUCUGCAAGCUUCGACGCAACCGCCUGGCCAGGACCAAGAAACCCUUCAAGAUCAUCGUGACCAUCAUCACCACCUUCUUCCUCUGCUGGUGUCCCUACCACACCCUCUACUUGCUGGAGCUCCGCCACGCCACCGUGCCGGGCUCCGUCUUCAGCCUGGGUUUGCCCCUGGCCACCGCCAUUGCCAUUGCCAACAGCUGCAUGAACCCCAUCCUGUACGUCUUCGUGGGCCAGGACUUCAAGAAGUUCAAGGUGGCCCUCUUCUCCCGCCUGGUUAACGCGCUGAGCGAGGACACAGGCCACUCCUCCUACCCCAGCCACAGGAGCUUUACCAAGAUGUCAUCCAUCAACGAGAAGGAGACCAGCAUGCUUUGAGCCUCAUCCCCGAACCCCCGGUGGACAGGCACUCCGGCCUCGGAGGCCCAGAGCUGUGCCUUCCAAAGACCACCGCAGAAACCCCCUUCAGCACCCGCCAGCGCCUGCUAGAGUUUACCUGGGGCUGGCCAGUGCUUUGAGCUGGGAGUCCAGGGCUCGGAACUCCGUCCUUCGAGGGGCGUGGCUGACCGGGCAGGCCGUGGACCGGCAUCCCAUGCUUCUUGGGAGACCUGCCUUGGCUGACCCAAAGCAAAAAAGGGAGCAUUCUUAAAAGCGCUGCCAUGAACCGGGAUCAGCAUAAGACAGAGGGACUAAGCUACCUAUUCCGCCCUCCCCCGGAAUCACAAACACGCCACGGGGCGUGUUCCUGGCCUGAGCAGCAGAGGUCAGGGCCAACCCAGUGUGAUGCAAAUCGCCGCCUCGCCCCACAUGCCUGUAUCACUGGCCAGCCAGAAAUCCUGCCGCCCGCCCGCAUCAUUCCUCCGGGUGAGGGCAAGUGGAGAUGCACAGGUUACCUGGGAGAGGAAGGUGACACGGGCACUCGCGAACUGCCAGGACCAUGCACUUGGCUUUCAGAUCAGGUGGGAAGACAGAGAACAGGUCCUGAGGAGCCCUGUGGGCUCUGUGAGGGCAGGACAUGUGGGGCCUGGGGGAAGGGGUGGAGAGAGAGGAGCAAAGGGCCUUCAGAGGAUGCGGCCUGAAGGCACCCGGCCUGGAACCUCCCAGGUGGAGGCCGCUUGGGCCGCAGCUACUUUGGGGGUGGGGGUGGGGGUGGUGUCAGCCCCUCACCCCCGGCCCUGCUCUCACCUUGCACUUGUUGCCUGGGGGCUGGGCCAUGGCAACAGCUUCACUCUCAGCUUCUUCCCCAUCGUGGGGGUUUUCCCUUCCUUUCCCUAUCCACCGCCUCUGGCUGCAGGCGCUCGGAUUAAAACACGCGACGGCGGGGGGCCCGGGAAGGAGGGCACCUUCUCCUGCUCCUCAGCUUUCUCAAAGCCUUGCCAGAAUCGGCUUCAGGAAACAAGCUGGGGGCGCCUGGCAGGUUGAAGGGCAUGUCCGAGGGCUCGGUCACCGAUCGCAGAGCCCGGAGCCUGGUCCCUUGAACCGUGCUCUGGAGAUGCAGGCUGUGGGGACGGCAGGCGCGGAGCCCCUCCUGGCGCGGCCAUGCUGUCUUUUCCCACCUGGGACUGACGCCUCCCUGUGCCACAGUGUCCUUGUCCCAUUUACAGAUGGCAAAGCUGAGGCUCAGGGAGGGUGGGGAGUAACUCGCCCACUGACACACAGCCGGCAAGAGGCAGAGUUAAGAUGUGAACCCAGCUCUGUCUGGCUCCGGAAGCUCUGUCUUGUUGUUGUUUGUUUUCAAUGGCUAAUGUAUCUAUUGAGAAUAUUCUAGACUAUAAUGGUAGCCCACAUUUAUUUAGUGCUCCCUAUGCUAAACUUAUUCCUCCCAGCAGCCUUGACUUCCAGUUAUUACUUCCCUUUUACAUAUGAGGUAUCUGAAGCUCAGAGAGGUUAAGUAACUUCCCUGAGGGCGUCCAGCUGGUCCCUGCCAGAGCCAGCAUUGGAAACUAGGUCUAUCUGACUCAAAUAAGGCCGCAGGAUCAGGGUUUUGAGAGAGGCUUGGGGUUUUGACCACAAAUAUUGAUUCAUCAACAGAUUAAUAUAAACAUUUCCUCGGCCUAUACAUCAGCUUUGCAAAUAGUUUUUGAAAAUGACCCAACAUGGCAGAGAAAAUACUCUUGGCCUCCAGUUCCCUCGACAUCCAUCCACACGUGCCCACCGUGGUUCCCAGCUCCUGCGCCCCCUGAGACCUCCGGGAAGGCAGUGGGGAGAGAGAGGAUGGGCAGGAGGUAGUCGUCGGUGGGCCGGGGACCCUUGGCCUCCCAGUGUCCACACUCUCUUCCAAACGCCAUCAUCGUGAAGCCAAUCCUCCGACAAGAUGCAAUGAACAGAUGUAAUGUCUACAGGCGUUGGGCAAGUUCCCGAGGCCCCGGGCUGUUUGGAAAUCACACCUCAUUAAGAGACAGACUGUUCCUUCCCUUCUUGGGCCAUUGUGCUUAUGAUGAGGCAGCUCUGAAGUGACCCUAAGCCAGGGCGCCCAAUGGCUUCAAGAAAUCUGAACUUGGACC
Messenger RNA from Neofelis nebulosa (Clouded leopard), 4229 nucleotides. RefSeq names its product chemerin chemokine-like receptor 1 (gene CMKLR1). Gene Ontology annotation, molecular function: G protein-coupled receptor activity; complement receptor activity. Bases 1006 to 2103 code for a protein of 365 amino acids. The record is from RefSeq and is a predicted model, not a curated record. Gene Ontology annotation, biological process: positive regulation of macrophage chemotaxis; positive regulation of cytosolic calcium ion concentration; regulation of calcium-mediated signaling. The transcript has 3 exons. Gene Ontology annotation, cellular component: plasma membrane. NCBI's taxonomy places the organism in Eukaryota, Metazoa, Chordata, Mammalia, Carnivora, Felidae.